GUGGAGGGAAAACACCAUCAAAUGCGCUUCAAUUGGAAUGCAGCCGAUUGAAAUAGAAAACGACGCCAAAUAUCAGUGCUUCAAACAAUUGGCUGUGAAUUGGAAGUACGGGUCAAACUACUGGACCUCUGGCCUGAGGACACAAGGCAAAAACUUUUCGUGGUGCAACAACAAUAAUGGUUCGGUGCAUUUUUGGGCGCCUGGCCAGCCCGAUAAUUUGAACGGAUCAGAAAACUGUGUUCACAUGAACAUCAAAAAAGAAAAAAGUUCUGUCUAUUUGACCGACAAAAAAUGCACCAACAUCAAUGUUUUUUCCUGCCAAGGUCCAACAACGCCUCCGCCACGAUGCGCGUCACCAGUUUGCCCUAAUAUCACAUGCACAAGAAAUCUGUCACUUUUUUUUCAAAUGACCAAGAAGGGCAAGACUUCAUACUAUUUAAUAAAUCCAAAUCUGUUCGGCUCCUGGUACAAGAAAAACAACCGCUUUUACGUUUAUAGCUACCUCAACCAGACGAAAACAUUCCUAGGGGCGAUGAAAGCCUGCUGCGAUUUAGGAAUGAAUCUACUCAGCCUCCAGUUUGAUUACAAAUUUGACGGAGUUAAAGCUGGAGUGAAAGAAAAAUAUGCAACUCCGGGCUACUAUUGGACAUCGGGCACCGACAGCGGUUGCGAGUCGGCUUUCGGCUUCUGCUCUGUGAACCGUUUGGUUCGAAAAGAUGCCAAAUGGCAGCCGGGACAGCCGGACAACGCAGGCGGAGUGGAGCAUCACUUGGCUGUCUACAUCAAUGGGUCGAGUGCAUUGAUGGCUGAUUUUAACGGAGACACAAAGCUGCGGUACAUCUGCGAGGCCCGGGACACGUCAAAUUCCGCUACAGGAGGAAAAUCUGUGAGAGACGAGUGCGCUGCUAUUUACAACGUCAGCUCGAUUGAAAUUGACAAUUUGCUGAAUGACACAAACUAUGAUUUAAGGAUAAAAUGCUUCAUCAAGUGCAUUGGGGAAAACAGCGGUUUGAUGAUUGACGGAAAGUUUGUGGAAAGUGAAUUUCUGGCAAUAUUGGAAAAGUUGGCAGCUGGUAAUUUGCAGGAUCUCAAGAAAAACUUGAUGAUUCAAGAUGAGUGCAUAAACUCAACUGGUGGAAUGGAUGAGUGCGACAAGGCGGCGCAAUUGAUCAAGUGUGCGAAUGAAAAGGCGCCUGACGUGUUCAUGAGCGUAGUUAAUGAAAAGGAGAAUUCCAUUUCUCUGUCGGAGUCAGCACAAGAAAUUGCUCCGUUGACCCCGGAGCCUACUUUUUGUGUCAAAAAUUAUACUUCUUGCGUUGUAAACCCGGUUUUAAGAGCGCUGUUCGAGACGACGACGAAAAGUGAGGCAUCUUAAGCAUUCACAAUGGGACUUUUAAUUUCUUUUUUUUUCAAUUGGACAUUGUUUUGAGGGAUAUUCAAGUAUUUAGUACUUUCAGUUCUUUAUAUAUCAUCGGCUAAAAUAAAUUUGGCAAAUUUAAAUAAUUUUUUUCAGUUAAAAUUAAAUGCAGUUCUUUUCUUAUUGUGUACAUAAUUCAUAUUAUAUUAUUCUUUACUGAAAAACCAUGACAACCUUUGCCUUCGUUGGCAUAUAUAUUAUUAGAAGCGAAUUGUACUGACUGGGUUAUUUGCCUUCUUUUUUUAUUUCAGCUAAGGUGUUUGUAGGUUUCAAAGAGGUACCCGUGACAAACUUCACCAUCGAUUACAUAAGCGGCAAAAAGUACCUGUCAUUUUCAGUCUACAGAUUCCACUACGCCUACGGAAUCACUAUGUGCUGCAUGUUCGGCCUCCGAAUUGCCACUCUGGACACACCGCAGAAGGUGGCGAGCGUUUUUACCAGCUCAGCAUAUAUAUCAGCGCAAAAAGACUACUGGAUUCCCGUUACUUGGCGUGACGGACAGCCGCGCUGGUGUUUCUCGAAUUCUUCAAUGAGUGACCUCGCUUUCGACACUUCUUCUCUAGCUCCCUCGAUCCCAGCUUUUGUUAUCAAUUACAAUUUAAAGAAAAUAAUGUCGCUUGGUGUGACCACUAAUUCGGAUGUUGCACAUGUUUUGUGCGAAGAUUAUUAAAUUUCAAUAUGGUUUAUCUUCAUAACACAUGAUAAAUUACUAACAAAUACUGCUUGCAGUGAUUGUACAA
Messenger RNA from Cloeon dipterum, 2157 nucleotides. RefSeq names its product macrophage mannose receptor 1-like. The transcript is spliced from 16 exons. The record is from RefSeq and is a predicted model, not a curated record. NCBI's taxonomy places the organism in Eukaryota, Metazoa, Arthropoda, Insecta, Ephemeroptera, Baetidae. Gene Ontology annotation, molecular function: odorant binding. Bases 38 to 1375 code for a protein of 445 amino acids.